UCGAGCGAGCUUCACUAGAGGGAAAUAACACAGUUGUCAGAGAUUUGUCAGGGACCAGAUGAUGCUGUAGAUGAACUUUGAAGAGGAGAGGAGAAGAGUUGUGGACCAUCAAGAGGAGGAUGGCCCCUCUGCCACUCAUCUUUGCCUUUUGCUUCAUUGGCAUGGUGAUGAGCCAGACAACACCCACUCCCGCUGCCCUCAUCACUUCUCUGGUAGAGAACGCCACCGCUGUGACGCCAACUCCCGCUCUCAGCAGCACCACCCCCAGCUGCUCAGCAUUCAACACUUCCAACUGCGAGCCCUGUGCACCGGGUUCACAGUACGACAACGGCACCCUGCUGUGCGUGUGCUGCUCCGAGCCUGGGCUGUGUCUAUUUCCAGGAGCCUGUCUACCAUGCACCGUUGGCUUUUAUCAGCCACUGGCUGGACAGCAGCAGUGCCUGCCCUGUCGACAAGGCUUCUACACAAAUUUCACUGGGAGCCCACUGUGUCACCCGUGCCUCCCUGGAUCUUUCAACAACAACACUGGUGCCGACAGCUGUGAAAGUUGCUCCCCAGGUUUCUUCUCCUCGCUGCACAGUUCCACAUCGUGCGCACCGUGCUCAAGAGGAACUUUUUGCAACUCCUCCGGUUGCUCCCAAUGCCAGACGUGUCCCGGCGGUUCAGAGGCGCUACAGGCCGCAGCAAAAGAGUGCACUCCGUGUCGGCCGGGCAUGCAUAAGGCUCCCCAUCAGACAAUGUGUCAGAUCUGCAGCAGUGGCUCCUUCCAGAUCCACUGGGGCCAAGAAAGCUGCGACGUCUGCCCGGAAAACCAUUACUGUCCAAGUCCAGACGUGAACCCCAUUCAUUGUCCCAGCGACGCCUUCUGUCCAGAGGGGAGCUCAGCUCCGGGCUACUGCAUGGAGACUUUCUUUCGCAAAGCGGGCGACACAUGUGAACUGGCCCCGGUCACCAUCGCUUUAUUAGUUAUUGGAGGAGGGGUGGCUCUACUCCUCAUCAUUCUAAUGGUCCUACGGAAAAUGAGAGACACCGACCGGGAGCUUAGCAUGUCCCGAGCGCCGCUAUUACGCAAAGAGAGGCCUCAAGGUCGCUACUACGGAAUUCCCUGUGAUGGGGAGCCCGUGUAUGCCGGCUGGUGAACCAAAGAAAGAUAGACCAAAAGCUACGGUGGCACGAAUGCAAAUUGCCACAACACGAUCCCAGGAUGCCAAAGCAUGAAUGCAAAUUGGCCAAAGCAAAAACCCCAAUUGCCACAACACGAACCCCAAUUGCUCGCAAAACAAAUGCAAAUGGCCCGCAACACAACUGCAAGAAGCCACAGCACGAAUAAAGAAGAUGAAACGAAGGUAGACUAAAUUUGACGGAAGUAGACAUAAGGGCGACAGCUCCCAGCAGAACUUGAAAAUGACAGUUACAGGAAAGAGCUCACAAAUGUACAUUUUGCGACCAGCAGGAAGUCGAUGCUAACGCUUUUGCGCGAAUUCUGCAAAGAUGGCAGAGCAAUAGAGACAAAUAUUUUGUCUGAGGAGGAAAAUGAAUGAGUCUACCAAGAUAUACGGAAUAAACAUUGGCCCGGCUUUCACUCGCUGGUGUAACACAACAGUUGCUAACCGUCAUAUGCUAUUGUUAAGCCACAACUGGUUUCAUUACCGUUUUACUUUUCCUCUUUCACACAGCCGCUGGAAAAAGAAAUGUUGUUUAAUCCAUCUACAGGUGACCAUCUGUAUUUGACGACACUGUGCGGGUGCGCGCUGGUCCUCAUGGGAAACGCAGUCGUCCUUAAGGCAAAACACUACCGCUUUUGUCCACCGGCAUCACUAAAAUCGACCAAAACUGCAAAGUUAAGUUGCUUUCAUUCGCAUUUUGCUCCUGUAAAAUAGAAGAGCUUUGAGAGGAAAUUGGCGUGAGAAAUGUGGGAGGAGAUGCUUUCUGGGACUGACAGUAUCUAGUCCGAAGAUAUGCCAAUAUCUUAAAUUCCACCUACAUGCACACACAUAGCCUAACAAAGACAAGGGGUGACGCCAGCUUGCUUUUUACCUUUUAGGGCAAGACGUCUGUUGCUAGGGCCAUCCCAAAUAAAAGAGAGGCGAAGGAGGGUCUAAGCAGAAGGAUUGCGGAAGCUGUAUAGUUUCCCCUCCUUCUCCUUGCAAGCUUUUCAACUAAUUUGAGUUUGGCUUAGGUGGGCCAACUGACAUGCAAAACAUGUUUGCGGGGGGUGGCUACCAGAGACGGCAAUAAUUCCAAUAUGAUUUCGCAUUUAUACAAAAUUAAAGGUUAGUACACACUGUCAUGAACAUUUCCCACUAGCUACAAGAGUUAACUCUAGCGUGUGUAGUGUGUCUAGCUGUGGUGAAACAUACUGUAACGUAAGCUUGUUAACGAAGCUGAUAACAUGGCUAAUUAGCAUGCCAAUUUGAAUUAAUAUAGAAUAUUUAUUUAUUUAUUAUUAUUAUUAUUUUUAUUUAACUUAACAUUAUACUCAUAUUCCAAUUUGCUAAUAUGUUGUUUUGAAAAAUAAUAACACUGUUGAAUGGAAUUUUUUUUUUUUUUUUUUUUUUGCAAGCCAGAAAUCUCAAAACAUUUUAGAGCUGUAAUUGCAAUACCAUGAAACCAUGAUAUUUUUGUUUAAGGUUAUUAUAUUGUCAGUCUCAUAUCGGCACAUGCUUAGUCUAGAGGCGUUUGACCAAACGCCAUUUGUAAAUUGCUGGAUGAAUUCAACCAAGCGUGCUCGACGACUUGACUAUAAGAAAUGGGACAACAAUGCUUUUUGUCUUUAGAUACCAAUACAGUACGUGUAUGUGUACAAUAUUUGCUGUUUAUAACAAAAGUGCGUUAGCAAUCCAAAAAAAAAAAUCUGUGUUCCUAUUUUUUUAAAUUUGCGAGCACCUGUGCUCCCGAUGAAAAAGCUUAGCGUACAGGCCUGCUUUUGUGCUGUGGCUUUUUGCAGUCACGAGCCAUUUGCAUUUGUGUUGCGGGAAAUUGGGGUUCAUUUUGUGGCAAAUGGGGUUCGUACCGUGGCUGUUUGCAUAAAUUGCAUUCGUGCUUUUUUUUUUCUUUUAAAAAGCGUUUGGAGCCGGCGUUUGUGUUGCGACAAUUUGCAGUGGUGCGUUUUACUUCUUGCCAAGUGUUUGGACUUUGCCGUGGGCCUGAUACUUCUCGGCCACCUGACGACGUGGAGCGCACUUCCGAAACUCGUUUCAGCUCUUGUCGGAGACGUUCUACUUUUAAUAGGUUAACAGUUGUCAAACACUGUCCUUUUGUAAGCGAGUUUAUCGGAUUAGGAGCAUCUUGCCGGAAAAGCAGAUGUCUGCCAAGGACGUGUUGGGAGCAUUUUCUUUGUAAUAUAACAAAAAAAAAGCACUUUUUAAAAAAUAAAAAUAUAAAAAAUAUGGAAGAAUUGCUUUUCUUCAUGCGUUUCUCUGCAGACUGUCGCACAACUACAGCAUGUUUAACAAUACAGCAAUGCAUUUCAAUGUCAUUCUCUGUUUGUUUUUGGAUAAAAGAUGAAUAUUUGUACGUUUUAGCA
This is a messenger RNA of Corythoichthys intestinalis (scribbled pipefish), 3526 nucleotides long. Its product is annotated as signal peptide, CUB and EGF-like domain-containing protein 1. The transcript is spliced from 9 exons. Gene Ontology annotation, molecular function: protein binding. NCBI's taxonomy places the organism in Eukaryota, Metazoa, Chordata, Actinopteri, Syngnathiformes, Syngnathidae. Bases 120 to 1139 code for a protein of 339 amino acids. The record is from RefSeq and is a predicted model, not a curated record.